AUUAUUUAGAUUGUCAAGAUACAUACAAUAUUUUUUUUGCGGAAGUAAAAAAUGUCAAAAAAAUGUUCUGAUCCGAGGUGUCCUUUGAAUAUAUAUCUGAAUGCCAAAGAAUUACAAAAACUUCAGGUAAAGCCAUGCGUAACAUUUUCUCCUGAUAGUGAACGAAAAAGUCGCAACGAAACUAAACGACCAAAAUGCGCGAAACUAAAGCCUAAAAAGUCACAAGAAAAAGAUGGUCGCUGUGGGAUAUGUUGCAGAAACAAAAGAUGUAGCAGACCUUUGGAAUCUACCACAGAACCUUCCACAUCCGCAGAUUCACUGAAAAAAGCACGACCGAAAAAGUCCGGAAUGAAAAAGAAAGCUCAUCGAUACGAAGAGGAAGAAAGAUGUUGCAAAUGCAGAAUAAAAAAUUGUAUCGAACCUAAGCAGAAGAAAAAAAAGCAAAAACGAUCUCGUUGUAAGAAAAAGGGAAAAUGUAGGUGGUUAAAAAACUGUCUCGGAACUAUUUUCUUUUGUUUUAAGCGUUCUAAGAAAUCUCGCUCUUCGCAUGUACUAUGUAAUUCAUCUCCACAGUACGAAUAUUGUUGCGCGCACAGAGAUGUACGUUAAUUAAUUGUCAUACUUCAUAAAUCUAAGAUAUCUCCAAAUAAAUACAUAUAAAUUCACAACAA
Molecule: messenger RNA, 671 nt
Organism: Vespula pensylvanica (western yellowjacket)
Lineage: Eukaryota; Metazoa; Arthropoda; Insecta; Hymenoptera; Vespidae
Exons: 4
Coding region: 52-609 (185 amino acids)
Source: RefSeq, a predicted model, not a curated record